Chiloscyllium plagiosum (whitespotted bambooshark) is the source of this 1994-nucleotide messenger RNA. RefSeq names its product cell growth regulator with ring finger domain 1 (gene cgrrf1). Lineage: Eukaryota; Metazoa; Chordata; Chondrichthyes; Orectolobiformes; Hemiscylliidae. The record is from RefSeq and is a predicted model, not a curated record. Gene Ontology annotation, biological process: negative regulation of cell growth.
CGGGAAUGUGACUUGAAAGAAGUCCUUGGAUUUGCAUAUUAAUGAAUUGAAAGCUGCAACCCUGCGCCUGGGUUGCCCCUGUUCUGUGAUCCUGGCUCGAGUACGCUUUGACCCCACAGCCCGACCAAGAGACCAGGGAACCAUUUCGGUUGGACUCGAGGCCUAGUCCCUGGGGUCCUCGGGGUUUGAAAUGCAGUUGCCGCCGUCGCGCUGGGCGGAGCGGAGUGAAACGCGUUUGGUUGUUAGUGUCGCUUUGUGCUUGCCGUCGGGAGCCGGGGUGUUUGGGGCGGGUGGUUGUUGGGAGGCUGAUGGCUGCGGUCUUCCUGGUGAUGUUGUAUGAAUAUUCACCGCUCUUCUACAUAACCCUCAUCUUCCUCUGCUUCUUUGUAACCACUGCCGUCAUCUUGGGAUGGUUUGUUUGGGAUAUUCCUGUAAUAAUCCGGAAUUCGGAGGAGACCGAGUCCGGGACCAGGGUGCAGAGAAAACGUAUGGUGCAGGUGAAAAACCCGUUCGCGUUGGAAGUUUUGAACCCCGGUGCUGCAUCAGUUAUCGGUGGAGUAAAUCUCAAAUCUCAUUGCAUAGAGAAAUGCUUUCUGACAGUCUACUGGGGAUGUAAUGUUCAUAAACUUCAUGAAGGAUUACAAAAACAUAUUUACAGCUUCAGAAUCAAGGUGCCACAGAAACUGGAAGAAGCUAUAGAUAGACAAUAUCUCUAUCAAGAGACAUUUCUCAUUGAGAAACAGAGUGACAGUGAAAAAUUCUCUCAGCUACCUAAAUAUUUAACAAUAAAAGAUUUUGGGAGUCUGCCUCGAACACGAUAUCCACUAGUAGCAUUGUUAACAUUAGCAGAAGAGGAAGACUGGGACAUUUAUGAAAUUGUUUCUAUGGUUACAGUAAUUCAUGUUCCAGAUGAGAAAUACAGACUCACCUGCCGAAUCUUGUACCAGUAUCUGUUGACUGCACAAGGUCACAUAUAUGACCUUAAGAGACUUUUUGUACCUGUGGAUGAAACCAGUUUGCCUGCACAACUGCCUUCAGAAACUAGCCUGGAUAAAAAACUCCUGGAAAAAUUUGGCACCACAGAGGAGGAGCUUGACUCUCAAAGUGAAAGCAGCAAGGAUUGUGUUGUGUGUCAGAAUGCUCCUGUGAACUGGGUUCUGCUGCCUUGCAGACAUGCCUGUCUGUGUGACUGUUGUGUGAACUACUUCAAGCAAUGUCCCAUGUGCAGAGAGUUUAUUGCAGAAUCUUUUGCCCUCUUACGAACAGAAGAAGAAGUUGGUGCAGUUAAAGGUGAUGAUGAUAAUCGGACAUCUGAAGGUAUCUGGGAAGAAUCGGAUGAAGAAAACAUUCACAAUGAUGUAAAUGAACAGCUUGAUAUUUAAUGGAAAAAGUAAAUAAAUUUGGCAUGUACAGCUUUUACAAUACUGAAGGUCUGUGUGCAAUCUAGAGUCAUAAGCCAUGAAGAAGGAUGACAUAAGAUGUCUUGUAAUUAAGUUAUUUAAGACAUUAUUGAGAUUCUGAGUAGGGAUAAUGUUUACUUGUAUGUGUUAAGGUUCAAAGGAAUUAUAUUAACAAGUAGGUUAAUCGUUUAAACUUCUCCAGGAACACAAUAACAUUUAUACAGUUUAAUUUAAUUAAAUUAGUAUUUGACAUUUUUAAACAUCAACUUAUUGCUGCACCAGAAAUUGUUUCAGGUUCUUGCAAGUUUAAGUGGUAAUUAUAUUCAAAUCUUCACACAUUUUAUUUUACUUCAAAUCAUGAUCUUUCUCUUAUCUAUUUCAAAGAAUCUUAGUGAUUAUGCCUGUUACAACAAAACUUAUCAUGGACCGGACACUAAUUUAAGAAUAGGACCUGUUUAGAAUUUUUCAUCUGUUUCCCAGCUACAGUCAGCAAUGGUUUGAUUAGAUUAGAUUACUUUACAGUGUGGAAACAGGCCCUUCGGCCCAACAAGUCCACACCGACCCGCCGAAGCGUAACCCACCCAUACCCCUACA